AGCAUUCUGAAAACGGCGCAGAACAGCUGAUCUCUCUUGCCGGCAUUUCGGGAAAGAGAAGGAAGAGAAAGAGAGAGAGAAGGAAGAUUAUGAGAGCUUGCACAGGGAGACAAAUCUAUUCUAAUUCUUCUUGACCUUUGGUCAAUUAUUGGUCAUCUUUGAAAUGACACUAUCACGGUCGUGCCAACAUCAUCUAUUGCCCAUGUCUCCGACAUAAAAGACAUCAGUGUUUGUGUGUGCGUGUUUUUCAUCAUUGACAUUUUUUUUCCAAAGAAAAAGAAAAAAGUUUGGGAUUAUUGUUGUUGUUUGUAUCAUAUGAAGUAAAUAUGCCUCCGCUGAGAAAUGGAUCAUCCUUGUAUCUUAAUGCAUCAGACAAGAUCUCCCGGGACAUGGAGGACCGGUUCUACUUCGUGUCCCCGUCCAGCUCUGUCCAGCAGAGCCUGUCCGAGCAGCAGGACGACGACGACAUGGAGUGGGAUCCGGACGAGAUUGCCAACAUCCCUGAACCUCCAGACGGUGGUUACGGGUGGGUCAUCGUGGCAGCAUCCUUCCUCAGCAACAUGAUAGUGGACGGAAUAGCCUAUACUUUCGGCAUCUUCUUCACGGAAUUCGUCAGGCAUUAUGACGUUCCCAAGGGUAAAGUGGCCUGGGUCGGAUCCCUCCUCUCAGGUUUCUACAUGAGCGUAGGUCCCAUUGUGAGUGCAUUGACGAACAGAUUCGGUAGUCGGCUUGUGAUGAUAGCAGGCAGCCUGGUCUCCUGUACUGCUAUGAUACUCAGUACUAUGGCACCCACCAUAGACGUACUGAUGGUCACCUAUGGAGUGAUGGGAGGUAUAGGUUUCGGUCUGGUGUUUUUGCCGGCCGUAGUCAGCGUAAGCCACUAUUUUUCUACGAAACGAGCCUUAGCCACGGGCGUAGCUGUUUGUGGAUCUGGUGUUGGAGCUUUCGUCUUCGCCCCAUUAUGUCAAGUCUUGCUUAACAUGUACGAAUGGCAAGGGGCCCUACUAAUACUUGCCGGUUUAACACUGAAUUGUGCUGUGUUUGGAGGUCUCAUGAGACCCCUCGACCCGGCUCCUUACCAAAAACCCUUACUCCAGAGAAUCGCCGAAGAGAAGGAAAGACACCGGAUGGACUCCCUCUGCGAAAGUCAGUACAUGAUUAUUCAGCAUUCAGAUGGAACAUUCGAAAAGAGACCGAAGUUCAUCCUCAAUCUAGAACCCGGUGUUCAUUCCACCCUCUAUCUAGAUCAGUUCGGGAAGUCUCCAGCGGACACUCCGGUAUUUACGCUUUCUCCCAUACAAGAAGUGCGCAAAUCACCGGAACUGUCCAAAGAGGAUGAAAUGAACGAAAAGGAAGAAAAUGAGAAGGAAGAAGAGGAGAAGACUGAAAAAGAGGAUGAGAAAGCUCCAUUAGCUGGGCCGUCUUUGCCGAAAGUAGCAACAACGGUCUCACUUCCCAAUGCGGGCUUGGCCCACCACCAAAUCAAUAGCAACCCUAAUGGGGCUGACUUUCAAGAUGGGUCCUCCUCUCCACAGAUUGCCAAUGGUACUUUACCCCCAACAUUUAUCCGCGAACUGGCCAAGCGGAAAGGACUUUUGCCCCAGUUUAGAGGUGCUAUGAAAUUAAGCCUUAGCAACAUGACAGUAAAUAACGAGACGAAGAAAAACAACGCCCCACUAAAGAUCUCUUCCAGUGGUUUUCUUUGUCCGGGACAGCAGCAAAAUAACAACUUCAACGCGGAUGAAGUCUGGAAGCAGAACGUUCGAGAACAAAUAUCCCAAACUCCUGUUCCGCUGGACGGCAGUAGGAGGUCAUCCCUGCGCAGGGAAAGAAGAGAUUACAGCAGGCCUAUGUACAGGAAAGAUGUCUUUUACAGCGGCAGCAUCCGCAAUCUGCCAGAAUACAAGCAGUCUCAGGGGGAUGUUAGGUCGUACGUGGCCAGCGUCAUAUCUAUUCCAAGAGACAUCCCCAUCUCUCAAUCGGUUUUAGACAACAGAUCGAAUGUUCUGCAAGCCAAACCAAGACCAAAAUUUUGCCCUAGUUUUAUUAAAUUGCCCAAAUCCAUGACGGACACUCUGUAUGAAAUGCUUGACAUUUCACUUCUGCAGAACAAAGUGUUUCUAAUGAUCUGCAUGUCCAAUGUGAUUGGAAUGAUAGGUUUUUAUGUGCCAUAUGUUUACAUUACAGACAGUUGCAUAACGAAAGGAAUCCCAGCCGAAAAGGCCGCCUUCGUUCUCUCCAUGAUUGGAAUAACGAAUACCAUAGGGAGGUUGCUGUUCGGUUGGAUAGCCGAUAGGCCAGGGGUCUCCUCCCUGCUAGUGAAUAAUGUUACUAUUGUACUGACUGGUAUAUGUGUGUUCUGCAUACCUUUCUGCAACGACUACACAACCAUUGUGAUUGAUUGCGUCCUCUUUGGAUUAUUUGUCUCUGCUUACAUUUGCCUGACGUCUAUCAUAUUAGUUGAACUGCUGGGAUUAGACAAGCUGACGAAUGCUUUUGGGCUGCUCAGUCUUUUUCGUGGUGCGUCAGUCAUGUUGGGGGCACCUGUAGCAGGCUCAAUUUAUGACUGGACAGGCAGCUAUGAUUUACCCUUCUUCAUCGCCGGAAUCUUGCUGAUAGGUGCCGCCAUCAUCAGUUUUCUCAUCCCUUGUGUUGCCAAAAGGGAAGAAGAAAAACAACAAAAUCCGGAGGUGGUGAGGGAUGAAAAUCAAGACGUCUUGAGUGACGACCAGGAAAGUGUAGUUUGACUGAAGUUUUAAACGUGAAAAUAAUUCUGUGUACAUAUUUCUCCUCCCAUUAGAAACACACGAGAUCCACCAUCUUGGACUUUAAAGUCAUUCAUUGAAUUUGGAAUGAAUGGCUCGAAAUUGAAUCAUUCAUUUUGAGAAACGAGACGUGAUGGAUUGAUUAAUCAUGGCUUAAUUAUUGUGGCCGCAAUCUCGUUUUUUUCUUUCUUUUUCCUUUCCAAAUAAUUUUUCUCAAAGCUGCGAAUUCGCACAUUCAAAAUAUUGGCUAAGGCGUACUGUACGAUAUAAGUGAUUAAAAUCUGGAGAUUCAAGUGUGGUAAAUUGCAAUGCUAAAAAAUACCACCUAGCAAUUGCAACCUUAUGACAAAGAAACAAAUUGCAGAUACUGUACACUACUCUUUUACCGCAAUAGUUUUUUUCUUCAGAAAAAGAGCUUUGGGUUGGACAUUUUUCACAAAAAUACACAUUACGAGUGAAAUAUGAAAAUGAAGCAUACUCUGCAGCUAAAGCCGUCUGUGAUAAGACUGCACAUUCCUUCGACGGGUAUGCCCUCCCCCCAUCACAGAAUAUUUUGAAAAUUGCGAAAGUUUCGAAUCGUUUUCAAGACAAUCUGCCAAUAAUUGUGACUGCAACUAUGUACAUUGAAUAAAUCAUGAGCAUGAAUGAGUGAAUGUUUUCUAAAAGGAAAGUAUGAGGUACUUUUUACUCUUUAACCUCAUCUUCUUAGUGCCCGUAAGUUAGGGAAGCAAAGUGCUUGAGAUAAUAAAGAAAAAAGUUUGCCAAAUAAUAUUUUAGGUAAUAAAACUGAAUUUCAGAUAUGGCAAGUUUCUUUUCUGUGACACAUGCAGAUGAAAUGCAAAUUAGAUUAUAAUUUUCUAAUUGCAUCAACAAUUUACAAAAUUUAUCAUUGUAGAAAUCUUAGACUGAAGCACUCAAUUCCUUCCAUUUUCAAUUCAAUCUAUUUUAUUUCGUGUAUAAACUUUAAUGGCUGAAUACUUGAUCCCUUUACAAAUAAUUUACUUCCAUAAGAAGAUGAACAUUUUUUUUAUUUAUUAUGAAAUCAACAAAACUUUUUUCAUUCAGAUUUAAUUUCUGAAUUGCAUUCCAUCAUCAGAGAAAGGAAUGCAGACGAUGUUGAAUAAAUAGAACGUUCUACAUCCUCAUCACUCAUUUGUGUCGUAGGUUUCAUUCCCCCCUCCAUAGAUUGUUUCAGCAAAGAAGAAAAAAAUAAAAUAAGAAAUGUUUAAUCCAUAACCAGUAUUAAAUGAUUUACAAUAGAUAGAAGAAAAAAAAUUUUCAAAGUGUUUUAGGAAUAUGUAUUUAUAGUUCAAAAUAUCUCCCAUGCUUAAUCCUAAAAUGUUUUUGACUUAUUUAAAUCAAAGCACUUUGAUGUUAUUAGAAAUAUUUCUUGUGAUAUUAUAUGAGGAUUAAAUGGGAUCAAAUGUUAUCCUAUGUUCAUCUAAGAGUUGUUUCUAAUGAAAUGUUGUUGAAUUCAACUUCAGGUCUAUUGUAGUGAAUGUGAUGCCUCAGUUGGUGAAACCUUUCAUUAGGUUUGUUGAUAUGAAAUUGAUUUUUAAAUAAAACAAAAAAUUAAUUUUAA
Parasteatoda tepidariorum (common house spider) is the source of this 4347-nucleotide messenger RNA. RefSeq names its product monocarboxylate transporter 9. Gene Ontology annotation, molecular function: monocarboxylic acid transmembrane transporter activity. The record is from RefSeq and is a predicted model, not a curated record. Gene Ontology annotation, biological process: transmembrane transport; monocarboxylic acid transport. NCBI's taxonomy places the organism in Eukaryota, Metazoa, Arthropoda, Arachnida, Araneae, Theridiidae.